UGCCGAGUGGCGGUAGAGCUGCGUGACUGUGGCGACUGCACAGCAGAGAUGGGCUGGAGGGUUAAAAAAAGAGCGAGGAUCCCUCGGGACCGGCUGCGCCACGAGGGCUGACGAAGGCGCCGCCUGAAGGGAGAGGCGAGAGGGCGGCCUGCCGGCGGGACCCCACACAGUAGAGCGAGCCGAGAGCCAGGGAGAAGAGGAUGCCUGAGUGGUGACUGCCUGGCUGACAGUCUCGGCGUCUUCGUCGUCGUCGUCGCCGCCGCUGCUGCUGCCCGGGCGGCCGCGCAGGAUUGAGCGCGCUCGGUGAGGCGAGCGAGGGCGGCGGCGGCGGCGGCGGCGGCACCACCAGCGCUGCCACCAGCAUGGGGGCCUGGCCAAGGACGUGGUGGUGGCGGCCGCGGCAGGGCCCCCCUCGGCCGGCGGCGACCACGACCCGCUUCUGGAGCCUGUGCUGGCUGGUGCUGGGCGCCUGGAGGGGGCUGCUGGCCUCGGCCUGCCCCAACGCGUGCACGUGCAGCCCCGAGCGGAUCUGGUGCAGCGAUCCCGCGGCCAGCCUCGUGUCCUUCCCCGUGCUCGGCAAGAGGAGCGAGCGGGAGAAAGUCACCGACAUUUAUAUUGCAAACCAGCGGAAGCUAGAAAGCAUCAAUGAACAAGAUGUUGGCCUUUAUGUAGGAUUAAAAAAUCUAACAGUGGUGGAUUCGGGUUUGAAGUUUGUCUCACGUCUGGCUUUCCUGAAAAAUACCAACUUGCAGUACAUUAACUUCUCAAGAAACAAGCUGUCCAGUUUGUCUAGAAAGUCUUUCCGUCACCUGAAUUUGACUGAUCUGAUUUUGGAAGGCAAUCCAUUCAAGUGUUCCUGUGACAUAAUGUGGAUCAAGAUAUUCCAAGAGACCAAGAUACCAAAAACAGAAAGUCUGGAUUUUUACUGUGUUAAUGACUACAACCAGAGGGUGUCUCUGAUGGAGAAGCCAGUCCCAAACUGUGGUAAACCUUCAGUCAAAGUGAGCACACAUAACCUCACUGUUAUUGAAGGAAGAAGUGUCACGUUGUAUUGUGAUGCUACAGGAACUCCACCACCAGUUAUAUCUUGGAUUUUCAAUAACCUUAUUUCAAAACAUGAGAGUGAUACAAAUAAGAACCCAGCUUCUCUUACCAUAAAGAAUGUCUCAUCCAAUGACAGUGGAACACUGAUUACUUGUGUAGCAGAAAACAGUGUGGGCGAAGACCAAGUUUCUGUUGAUCUUACAGUGUUCUUUCCGCCAAAUAUCACAUUUCUUGAAUUGCCAUAUCCGGACCACCAUUGGUGUAUUCCAUUCAGUGUGAGAGGGAACCCACAACCUACUCUAACAUGGUUGCAUGAUGGGGUAAAACUGAAUGAAUCGGACUAUAUCUGGACUAAAAUACAUGUUAUAAAUCAGACUGAAUACCAUGGCUGCCUUCAGUUGGAUAACCCUACUCAUGUGAACAAUGGAGAUUAUACCUUAGUGGCACAGAAUCAAUAUGGAAAAGAUGAAGCAAGCAUUUCUGCAUACUUUAUGGAAGAUCCUGGAGGUAGUAGCCCAUUCUAUGAGCAUAUCGGUUAUAUGGGACCUGAGGAUUAUGGGACCACGACCAAUGACUUUGAAGACACUACAAAUAAUAGUAAUACAGUUACUUCUACGGGUUUUUCAAACAAUAAUGAAGAUAGCAUCACUGUUUAUGUUGUAGUGGGGACUGCAGCAUUAGUGUGCACUGGCUUAGUUAUUAUGCUCAUUAUUCUCAAGUUUGGAAGACACUCCAAGUUUGGAAUGAAAGGUCCUUCUUCAGUUAUCAGCAAUGACGACGAUUCAGCAAGUCCUCUGCAUCACAUCUCUAAUGGGAGUAACACUCCAUCAUCUUCUGAGGGCGGCCCAGAUGCAGUAAUUAUUGGUAUGACAAAGAUUCCUGUAAUUGAAAAUCCUCAGUAUUUUGGAAUCACAAACAGUCAACUCAAGCCUGACACAUUUGUCCAGCACAUCAAGAGACAUAAUAUUGUUCUAAAAAGAGAGCUAGGAGAAGGAGCUUUUGGGAAAGUCUUCUUGGCUGAAUGUUAUAACCUGUGUUCUGAGCAGGAUAAGAUCUUGGUUGCAGUGAAGACACUAAAAGAUGCCAGCGAUAAUGCCCGCAAAGACUUCCACCGAGAGGCAGAACUGCUAACUAACUUACAGCAUGAGCACAUUGUGAAGUUCUAUGGAGUAUGUGUGGAGGGGGAUCCUCUCAUCAUGGUCUUUGAAUACAUGAAGCACGGGGACCUCAACAAAUUCCUCAGGGCGCAUGGACCUGACGCUGUUCUGAUGGCUGAAGGUAAUCUUCUAGCUGAGCUGACCCAGUCACAGAUGUUGCAUAUUGCCCAGCAGAUUGCAGCUGGCAUGGUUUACUUAGCAUCACAACACUUUGUGCACCGUGACCUUGCCACUCGGAAUUGUCUAGUUGGUGAAAACUUGUUGGUGAAAAUUGGGGAUUUUGGAAUGUCAAGAGAUGUAUACAGCACAGAUUAUUACAGGGUUGGUGGACAUACCAUGUUACCCAUUCGUUGGAUGCCACCUGAAAGUAUCAUGUACAGAAAAUUCACCACUGAAAGUGACGUCUGGAGUCUUGGAGUUGUUUUAUGGGAAAUCUUUACUUACGGCAAGCAGCCAUGGUACCAGCUCUCAAACAAUGAGGUAAUCGAGUGCAUCACUCAGGGCAGAGUCCUGCAGCGACCUCGUACAUGCCCAAAGGAAGUGUAUGAUCUGAUGCUGGGUUGUUGGCAGCGGGAGCCUCAUAUGAGGCUCAACAUCAAAGAAAUCCACUCCCUCCUUCAGAACUUGGCCAAGGCCUCUCCGGUCUACCUGGAUAUUCUAGGCUAGAAACUCCCAGCACUUCCUCAUGGAGUGCAUGAACGAAUGUGUUCAGUUGCCACUAAACUCCAUUAAAAUGUGUUCUUAC
Molecule: messenger RNA, 2946 nt
Organism: Gekko japonicus
Lineage: Eukaryota; Metazoa; Chordata; Lepidosauria; Squamata; Gekkonidae
Gene: NTRK2
Product: neurotrophic tyrosine kinase, receptor, type 2
Exons: 18
Coding region: 363-2867 (834 amino acids)
Biological process (GO): trans-synaptic signaling by neuropeptide, modulating synaptic transmission; protein phosphorylation; cell surface receptor protein tyrosine kinase signaling pathway
Cellular component (GO): axon; plasma membrane; signaling receptor complex
Molecular function (GO): ATP binding; brain-derived neurotrophic factor binding; brain-derived neurotrophic factor receptor activity
Source: RefSeq, a predicted model, not a curated record